Molecule: messenger RNA, 459 nt
Organism: Penicillium waksmanii
Lineage: Eukaryota; Fungi; Ascomycota; Eurotiomycetes; Eurotiales; Aspergillaceae
Exons: 2
Coding region: 1-459 (152 amino acids)
Source: RefSeq, a predicted model, not a curated record
AUGAAGUACACCAUCGCCUCCGUUCUCCUGGCUGCCAGUUCAGCCCUCGCCGCUCCAGCCUCAACCAAGCGCGAAGCUACCUCUCUCCAAAUCACCGAUUUCAACGCCAACGUCGGCCUCGACGCAUUCAUACACUUUGUCUUGACCGAUGCCAACUACCCAAAUGAUACUCCCACCGACUGCAACCUAAUCUGGACGUAUGGACAAAAGCCCGAGGAGCGCGCUCGCUGCAACAAUGGAAAAUACCACAUUCAAUUCCCAGGCGGCGCACCGGAUUUGCACCAGUUCACUCUCGGCCUCAAACGCGAUGAAUCCGACCCCAUUCAAGAGCAGGGUCGGGUCCUGGUGGACUCGAGUGCGGAGGGCAGCAACUGGGUUUGUGUGGAUAACCCUAGCGAUGGCAUUAAGCUUCACUGUGAAUAUAGUGGUACCCUUGAAAUGCCGAUCACUCUGGGUUAA